Molecule: messenger RNA, 2248 nt
Organism: Zingiber officinale
Lineage: Eukaryota; Viridiplantae; Streptophyta; Magnoliopsida; Zingiberales; Zingiberaceae
Exons: 6
Coding region: 295-1860 (521 amino acids)
Biological process (GO): regulation of DNA-templated transcription; circadian rhythm
Source: RefSeq, a predicted model, not a curated record
ACCGUUCUUCCAGAUGUCAGGCCUAGAAGGUUCCACACUGUACCACUCUUGUACGCCUUCCCUUCCCUCGAUUAUUUCUUCUUCUCCGCCGGCGCCAGCGCCGCCCGGUUCGAUCCGAGCUGCUUCCAUCCCCUCCUUCUUCUUCCUCGGGCGCGACUUGGACGGAUGCUCGAUUCGGCGAAGAACAGCAGCAGGUAGAGGAUGAAUUUUGAAGUGAAUAUGGCAGAAGUCUAGAUCAUAUGGUUAGUGUGCAGAUGCUGAUGCAAUACCUUGGAUGUCUUUCAAGAUGACAGAAUGAAAGAUAAGAGCAAACCCCUUUGUGCUGGUCUGCGCGCCAGGACAAUUUCUGGGACUGAUGAUAAUUGUCACUUUGUGGAGAAUAAGUCCACUUCAAUUCUUGAAAUUGAACCUACUGAAUGUGGCAAAGGGCAUGCUGAUGCAUGUGACAAGGAUUUCAAGCAGACAGAGUGGAUAAAUGAUUUUGUUGAUUCAACAAAUUUGAAUAAAGUGAGAGAUUCUACAAUAGAAUUUCGAAACGCUGAUGCUAUGCCUCAUAAUGAAGAUUUAUUUAUGGUGAAUGGAUCACAUAGUUACUCAACCAUAAACUCAGUGCAGCUAGACAAUAAACCUGAGAUUUGUGCUGAUAAGCAUGAUGAUGCAGGGAGUGAUAGCUUUUUGGACUGUGAUUGGGACAGUAUUGAACAUUUUGAUCUAGAGGCAAUUUUCAGAUCAAAUGACACCAUCAAUGACAUUUUUGGAAAUGAUAUGGUUGAAACCAGUGAUGGAUUUCUCUCACCAACGGAGGCUCUAGUUGGUAGCUUGACUGAUUUUGUCCCAUUGCCGGUGGAUGUGCAUGAAUAUUUUUUCAAACCAUGGGAAAGUGAAGAAGAAAAUGAUGAGAAAAUUAUAUCCCAAGAAUUGAAAGGUUCUUGGUUCUACGACAUUGAUAAUAAAAAAAGUCCAAGCAAUCUCUUCCAUAGUUUUGUUUAUGACACACAAUUACCGUAUCAGACUCCAGAUAGCAAUCUGAGUCUGCAAAGGAAAGCUAGUGACGAGGAGUCUGUUGUUUGUGUUGGUUCCUCCAUGGAUGUUGUAUCCAAUGACUUUGGAAGCCCAUCAUAUCUCAUACCUGCCAUUGAAGAUGGAUUUGGUUGUGGUGCUGAUAAUAGUCAAAAAGGACAAUUUUCAUAUAGUCAUUGUUGUCUUGAUGGAGGGAAUCAAAAUAUAUCCUUUCCUGGUCGUCAAAUAUGUACUCAUGCUGCAGUAACUGUCAAACCUGAAGAGAGAAAUGUGAAACAGAGACCAGGACAACAAAUAGAGUCCAAGUUAGAAGCUCAGCAGAAGGUGUUGCGACACCGCAAUCUGAAAUCUGAUUCUUAUAGCUUAACCUCUCAAUCAUCCCUGAGUAACUCCAGGAGUCAGACAACUGAAUCCCUUCUUGGAUCUAAACAAACAUUUAGUGACCUUACAGUCUUGGAGAAGAACAUGCCCCCGGAUUCACCAAGGACCUUCAAUACUAUUGAUGACAAUUUCAUGGCAGAUAGAAUCUCUCAGUUUCAGGCUGCAAUAUCAAAGCUGGAUAAUAACUUGAAGUUAGGUAUAAGAGAUAGCAUGUUCCGAUUAGCUAAAAGUGCAAUGGAAAGACAUAGCAUCACUAACAGAAGCAAUACCAGCAGUAAUGUGGAAAUCAAAGCCACAGUAGUUGGAGAAUCAGAAUAUAAACACAGAGCUAGAAGUUGGGUAUCAGAAACUGAUACGAAUCCUGUAGACAGGACUGUGGCUCAGUUGCUCUUACACACGCCUUCCAAGUUUUCUUCUUCCACUCGCAUCAAAGAACUUGUUAGAAUUUUGGGACUAUAAUUAUAAUUAUAAAUGUCUAAUGUCAUCAAUUAAAUAAGUCAUAAUUUAAUGUGAUCAAAUUUAUGAUUAAGGAAUAUGACUUAAGGGUUUAAUUGUUAUGAAUAAAUUAAUGUGGAUACCAUGUGUAAUUUUUAAUUUGUUGAGAGGUCAAAUUAGAAAUAGGCAAACUUAUGUUUCUAUAAAUAAGGAUUAUGGUCUCAGUUUACAGAUGAUGGUUUUGUUUUGUUUCUUCAUCGACAAAACUCUCUGGAUACUAAGGAAGAUCUGCAAAUUGAAGAUCUUGGCCAAAAUUGAUUGCAUAUUAUGGAUUCUGGUACGCUUCUGUAAUUUUAUCUAUUCUGUUUAUAAUUUCUUAAGAAUUGAAUAGAAUGCAUAAGUUUUGUGUUGA